AUGCUCAUGGUGAGGCCCCAAAUUGAGGAGCUAGAGCACCACAUCGGCAUGGGGUUCCCCACCCCUGCCUGUCCCGCCUCAGCCUGCCUGCUGCUGCUGCUCCUGGCCCUGCCCCCAGCGGCCCCCAGCUGCCCCAUGCUCUGUACCUGCUACUCGUCCCCGCCCACCGUGAGCUGCCAGGCCAACAACUUCUCCUCCGUGCCGCUGUCCCUGCCGCCCAGCACCCAGCGCCUCUUCCUCCAGAACAACCUCAUCCGCACGCUGCGGCCGGGCACCUUCGGGCCCAACCUGCUCACGCUGUGGCUCUUCUCCAACAACCUCUCCAUCAUCUACCCGGGCACCUUCCGUCACCUGCAGGCCCUGGAGGAGCUGGACCUCGGUGACAACCGGCACCUGCGCUCCCUGGAGCCCGACACCUUCCAGGGCCUGGAGCGGCUGCAGUCGCUGCACCUGUACCGCUGCCAGCUCAGCAGCCUGCCCGCCAACAUCUUCCGCGGCCUGGUCAGCCUGCAGUACCUCUACCUCCAGGAGAACAGCCUGCUCCACCUCCAGGAUGACCUGUUCGCGGACCUGGCCAACCUGAGCCACCUCUUCCUGCCUGCCCGCCCGCGGCGCCCACGCGGCCCGGCAACCCGGGCCCGCGGCAACAGCUCCUCCAACCACCUGUACGGGGUGGGGGUGGCCGAGGCCGGGGCGCCCCCCGCCGACCCCUCCACCCUCUAUCGAGACCUGCCCGCCGAAGACCCGCGGGGGCGCCCGGGCGGGGACGCGCCCACCGAGGACGACUACUGGGGCGGCUACGGGGGCGAGGACCAGCGCGGGGAGCAGACGUGCCCGGGCGCAGCCUGCCAGGUGGCCCCGGACUCCCGCGGCCCCGCGCUCUCGGCCGGGCUCCCCACCCCUCUGCUUUGCGUCCUGCUCCUGGCGCCCCACCACCUCUGACUGCGGUGCUGGGACUGCAGAGGCCGGGCUGGCCCCCAGCCCCCAGCCCCCAGCUGCAGCUCGGGCCCAAUCCCCGCCCCUGGCCUUGCUGCCUCCCUCUCCCCUCCCUGCUCCGCCCUCCCCUGGGACCAGGCCGCCUCUCCCCGCCUCCUGGGAUGCUGGCUUAAGACUAUCCCAAGGGGCUGUGUCUGGUGGCUCAGCCCCAUUCUCCCCAUCUCUGGCCAUGAACUCGGUCCCAUCCCACGGUGGGGUGGGGCAUCCCAGGCCGGCGCUGGCCCUUCUCGCAAUGCCCACCGCGGACUCGAGAGGAACUUUGUCUGCAAAGCAUCUUCCACCAGCAGAGCCUUCAGAAGCUCCGGAAGGGAGCCCACCCAGGAGCCCUGCGGAGGGAUGCCCACGGGGCCAGGCUGACCCUGGGCCCCUGCUUCUCUAGCCCCUCUCAGUCUCCCGACACGGGAGGAGUACUUUUCUCCUACGUCUACCCGGGACACUUUUUAGGGUGCCUGGAGAGAUCUUUCCUCUCCACCGUGGCCCCUGUGUGGUGAAGAUCAACAGAAGUUGUUUGGGGGGGAAAUUUAUUAAAAAUUCUAUU
Messenger RNA from Myotis lucifugus (little brown bat), 1534 nucleotides. RefSeq names its product reticulon 4 receptor like 2 (gene RTN4RL2). NCBI's taxonomy places the organism in Eukaryota, Metazoa, Chordata, Mammalia, Chiroptera, Vespertilionidae. The coding region runs from base 1 to 942 and encodes 313 amino acids. Gene Ontology annotation, molecular function: protein binding. The record is from RefSeq and is a predicted model, not a curated record. The transcript is spliced from 4 exons. Gene Ontology annotation, cellular component: cell surface; extracellular matrix.